AUGAACAAGGGGGUAAGCAGGCUUUUUUUCCAGUGUUCCAUUUUUUUUACCUGUACCGUUUUUCUAUGUUGGAAAAUUAAACAUACAACUCUUUUCCAAAAAUUUGUCAGUAUCAUAAAAAAAUGCUCAAUUUUUAGAAAAAACAUACCCGAUUUGAUAAAUGAAGAAAUUAAGAAUAACAUAAAAAUAUAUUUUGGUAGUCAAGGUGGAACGGCAGAACAUUUUGCAAAAGAGUUGGACUCAAAUUUAAGUGAUAUGUUUAAGAUAAAAGCAGAUGUAAUAGAUCUAGAAUAUUUCAAUAAAGAAGAAAUAAAAAAAUUUGGAGUUCGAAUAUUUAUUAUUGCGACGUAUGGAGAUGGUGAACCAACAGACAAUGCUACUGCAUUUUUCAAAUGGCUAAAAAAUUUGAAUCAUGAUAACACAUAUUUUAGGAAUACAAAAUAUUCAAUAAUGGGAUUAGGAAGCAAGCAGUAUAAACAUUUUAAUAAAGUUGCGAAAAAACUUGCUAAUUAUCUUACCAAAUUUAAGGCUGAACAGAUUAGUGAAAAUAUGUAUGGUGAUGAUGAUGAUAAUAUAUAUCAAGAUUUUGAAAUAUGGAAAAAUAAUCUUUUUAAGGGACUUAUUAAACUAUUACAUCUUAAGGAUGACAUUAUUCCACUCCAUUUUGUCGCAGAAGAUGUGGUCGAAUUUGUAGAUUGGAAAACGUUACCAGAAAUAAAUCUACAUAUUCGAUAUGAAGAGGACAUAGGAGUGGGAAUUCAUAAUAAACAUGAAUAUUCAGAUGAAACCACAUCAACAAAUUUGCAGAUCGAAAAAGUUCAUAAUAAUAAAAAUGAACAUAUAAAUUUAUCACACCAAACGAUGGAUAUAACGGGAAAGUUUUAUUUUAACCAUCACGAAGGGAAAAUAUUAUCGAAUCAAAAUCUGUUAAAAAAUGUGAAAGAAAUUGUUUAUGAUGAUAAGGUGAAUCACAUAACUAUCUCUGUUAAGAAUGUAUCCUUUAAAGCUGCUGAUACGUUGGUUAUUCUGCCAAAAAAUUCGAGACAAGUAAUCUCAUGGUGGUUAAAACGACUAGGUAUAGACGACAAAGAUAAGAGAAAGGCGUUCACCUUUGUACUUAGAAAUAUAAAAGAAGAACCUUCCAUAAUUUCAUGCGACAAUGGUUCAAAUUUGAAUAAUUUACCAAAUAAUAAUUCGACAGUUCCACCACACAGAAAGCAUGAGGAGGAUACAUCAUUUUGCAUCCCAUUUCCUACACCAUGCAGCGUUGAAGAUGCACUUGGAUAUUACUGCGAUUUAACAACUAUACCGAGAAUUAAUAUUUUAAAAAAAUUCAAAUGCUUCAUUAAAGAUGUAGAAGAACUGAAAAUGUUUAAUUUUAUCUUGUCGAAUAAGCAGAGAAAUACCUUCUUCAAUAUCUGUAAACAAUCCAACAUGACCUUUAUCGAAUUUGUCGAUAUAUUCAUGUCGAAAUCUAUAUUUGAAUUAACCCCCUUUUUACAAUUAAUUCCAAGAAAUAAUCCCAAAAGUUAUACCAUUUCGUCAUCCCCCAAAGAAGCGGAAGACAUUAUAUCAUUAACAGUUAAGAAGAAACAAUACCCCAUUCAUUCUCUCCGAAAGGCUCUGAAAAGUUUUAAAAAUAAUGAUAUGCUUCCCCAGAUAAGUGAACAUAAAUUAAGAGAACUUUGCUGUAGAAGAUGGUUUAAAGGCACUUCUUCCUUCUACAUAACAGAGGAAUUAAACACAAAUGAUGUUAUAAAAUUUAAUUUGAAAAGUUCCAAAUUUUGUCUGCCAACUCAUUUGGAAUCUACAAGUAUUAUAAUGAUCGCCACUGGAACAGGAAUUGCUCCAUUCAAAGCUUUUUUAACAGAAUUUAAACAUUUCGAUGAAACAUGUAUGCAAAAUGGAAUUGCAAAAAAGGCCAAGAGAAUUCUCUUCUUUGGUUGUAGAAGAAGAGAAAUAGAUUUUCUCUACGAAAAGGAAAUUACCCAAGCUCAGGAGAGGAAAUAUAUUGAUGAAGCUUUUCUUGCAUUCUCAAGAGAUCAAAAUGAAAAAAUUUAUGUCCAAGAUUUAAUUCUAGAUAAAAAGGAUCUUGUUUGGAAUUUGAUACAAAAGGGAGCAUACAUAUAUGUUUGUGGGAAUAGCAACAUGAGUAAAGACGUAAACAGAACGAUUAAUACCUUGCCUGUACAUUACAAACAAAAUGAUAAAAAGUUUACAAAAAGGUUGAAGAAAUUGGGUCGUUAUGUUGAAGAAAUGUGGUAA
This is a messenger RNA of Plasmodium gonderi, 2265 nucleotides long. RefSeq names its product NADPH-cytochrome p450 reductase. Bases 1 to 2265 code for a protein of 754 amino acids. The record is from RefSeq and is a predicted model, not a curated record. Gene Ontology annotation, cellular component: cytosol. The transcript has a single exon. Gene Ontology annotation, molecular function: FMN binding; NADPH-hemoprotein reductase activity; flavin adenine dinucleotide binding. NCBI's taxonomy places the organism in Eukaryota, Apicomplexa, Aconoidasida, Haemosporida, Plasmodiidae.